Messenger RNA from Gongylonema pulchrum, 308 nucleotides. Lineage: Eukaryota; Metazoa; Nematoda; Chromadorea; Rhabditida; Gongylonematidae. The record is from the annotation of a GenBank genome assembly.
UUGGCGCUUGUGCGGAUUCAUGCAAUAUACGUGCCUCUAUUUUCGUGUACACAGUUCAUAUCGGUCACGUUUUUCUUUUUUUUCAGGUACGCGGGUAUCAGGGAUGUAUACAAGGUACCAGUAGAAAAUGACGACGUGCAACAGAGCUUUUUAUUCGCUGAAACGUUCAAAUAUUUAUACCUCACAUUCUCGGAUAACACUGUGAUGCCGCUGGAUAAGUGGGUUUUCAACACCGAGGCGCACGCUUUUCCGAUAAAAUUCGGUUAUGUUGUUUUACUGCCGCAGGAAGAGUACAACAUACAAUGAGA